CCAACAGCUAAUUCUUCGCGCUGAAACAGUUCCAAGACUUUUCCACAUCGCACAAUGGCUGAGACCGGCGCAGAAUGCAACAUCAAGGUGCUGUGCCGCUUUCGUCCCCUGAAUCAGUCCGAAAUUCUUCGAGGAGACACAUUUGUCCCCGUAUUUAACAGAGAUGACACUGUCAUCAUCGGGGGUAAAUCCUUUGUAUUUGAUCGAGUUUUUCCCAUCAAUACCACACAAGAGCAGGUCUACAACAGCUGUGCCAAGGAGAUAGUCAAAGAUGUGCUAGAUGGAUACAAUGGCACCAUAUUUGCAUAUGGACAAACAUCCUCUGGCAAAACCCACACCAUGGAGGGAAUGCUGCAUGAUCCAGACGGAAUGGGCAUUAUUCCUAGGAUUGCUGAUGACAUUUUCAACUAUAUCUUUGCCAUGGAUGAAAACCUGGAAUUUCACAUUAAGGUUUCCUAUUUUGAAAUCUACAUGGAUAAAAUUCGAGACCUGCUUGAUGUGAGCAAAACCAACUUGUCAGUGCAUGAGGAUAAGAACAGAGUCCCAUAUGUCAAGGGCUGUACAGAGCGCUUUGUUUCCAGUCCCGAUGAAAUGAUGGAUGUGAUAGAUGAAGGGAAAUCUAACCGCCAUGUCGCAGUAACCAAUAUGAAUGAGUACAGUUCUAGGAGCCACAGCAUAUUCCUCAUAAAUAUCAAAAAAGAACAUGUGGAGACAGAACAAAAACUUUGUGGCAAACUCUACCUAGUAGACUUAGCUGGGAGUGAAAAGGUAAGUAAAACAGGAGCUGAGGGGUCAGUCCUGGAUGAGGCGAAAAACAUCAACAAAUCUCUGUCUGCACUGGGAAACGUGAUAUCAGCUCUGGCAGAGGGAACGAAAACCCAUGUGCCAUACCGGGACAGUAAGAUGACAAGAAUCCUCCAAGACUCAUUAGGAGGAAACUGCAGAACUACAAUGUUUAUCUGCUGCAGUCCUUCUUCUUUCAAUGAGGCUGAGACCAAAUCUACACUCAUGUUUGGACAGCGUGCUAAAACCAUAAGGAAUACAGCCUCUGUAAAUCUGGAGCUGACAGCAGAGCAGUGGAAGAGGAAGUAUGAAAAGGAGAAAGAGAAGACCAAGAGUUUGAAGGAAAGCAUCCAGAAACUAGAGGCUGAGCUUAACCGCUGGCGUAAUGGUGAGGCAGUACCUAAGGUGGAGCAGGAUGGUGCAUGUGUUGAGGAAUGUGAAGACGCUGCUUUAGAUGACACCAGCAAUGACAGCAAUCAUUCAUCUUCCAACCCUGUCACGGUCAGUGAGGAGGAGCUACACAAACUCUACAAACAGCUGGAUAACAAGGAUGAUGAGAUUAACUUGCAGUGUCAGCUGGUGGAAAAGCUGAAGAAACAGAUGCUGGAUCAGGAGGAGUUACUGGCGUUAUCACAUGCGGACAGCGAGCGAGUUCAGUGUGAACUGGACCACCUGCAUGCUGAAAGUGAGAGUGCAAAGGCAGAAGUUAAAGAGGUCUUACAAGCUCUGGAGGAACUGGCACUUAGCUAUGACCAGAAAAGUCAGGAAGCUAAAGACAAAAGUUUGAAGAAUAAGCGGCUUACCUGGGAGCUUGAUCAAAAAAUGGCGGAUAUGAUGUGUUUGGAGGCUAAAUUCUCACGGCUUCAGGAGGUGAGCAGUCAGCAAAGGAAACAUAUCAGUGAAGUUCUAAACACCUUGGUGAAGGACCUGAGUGACUUUAGUACCAUCCUAGGCAGCGGUGACAUCUGUCUGCCUCGUGAUCUCUCAGGUGUGUUAGAGGAGAAGUAUGCUGUUGUUUGCAUUUAUGUCAGUAAGGUAAAGUCAGAGAUGAAGUCUUUGGUGAAACGCUGCAGGCAGCUGGAAAGCCUGCAUCUAGACUGUCAGUGCAAAAUAGAAGAGAAUGGUAUGGAGCUGUCAUCCUGCAUGCUGCUCAUAUCACAGCAUGAGGCAAAGAUCCGUUCUCUGACCGAGUACACCCAGAAUAUGGAGCUUAAGAAGAGGCAGCUAGAGGAAAACCUGGACUGUCUGAGUGAAGAGAUUGCAAGGUUUCAAAAUGCAAAGAGCCUUCAUGACAACCAACGGGACAGUAAAGAGUCGGUGAAACAAAAGCUACAAGGUAAUCAUCAUGAAUCACAUCACAAACAGCUUGGAAACCUGCGUGAUGAUAUCAACAACAAGCAGAAGAUAAUUGAUGAGCUUAAAGAUGAAAAUCAGAGAAUAAAAAUGGAAUUGCAGCAAGUUCACGCUGAGCUGUCUAUCCUGAAAUGUCAAGAACGUGAGCAGAGUGCUCAGCUGGAGGAACUCAGAUAUCUGAAUGAACGUCAUGAGCAGGCUAAACAGGAUAUGAAGGGGCUGGAGCAGACUGUCGCUUGUGAGCUCCAGACUUUACACAACCUAAGAAAGCUUUUUGUUCAAGACCUCACGACUCGAGUUAAGCGAAGCUCUGAAUUGGAGGCAACCGAUAGUGGGGGGUUUUCUACCCAAAAACAAAAGAUUUCAUUUCUGGAAAACAACUUGGAGCAGCUUACAAAAGUGCACAAACAGCUUGUUCGUGAUAACGCAGACCUGCGCUGUGAGCUUCCAAAACUUGAAAAGCGUCUUUGCACUACAGCCGACAGAGUUCGGGCACUUGAGGAUGCACUAAAGGAAGCCAAAGAGGGAGCCAUGAAGGACCGGCAUCGCUACCAGCAAGAAGUAGAGCACAUCAAAGAAUUCAUGAGAGUUGGAAACCCUUUCCGCCGCCCUCAUGGUGCACUGAUUGCCAAACCAGUUCGGCCUGGGCAUUACCCAUUCUGCUCACCAGUCAAUCACUUGUUUAUGCGCACCAGUGAACCAAAAAGCACAUUUAGUAAGGCAACGUUCCAGAGAGACAAUCAGCCUGUAAAGCCAACCCAUGUAAAAGAUGAUUUAAGUAAUACAGACAAAGCUCCUGAGGACAGACGCAGCACAGUGAACAAGUAUUUGAACUCCAACCACAAGCUCAACAUUGUUAAUGGAAACACUACAGAUGUCAAUGACAACAGUGUGCCUCUGGGUGACUUCUCAGUGUGUAGCAGUGAUGAACGGUGUAACACGUCUUCUGACCAGCUUAAACAACAGCAACAACUUGUUACCCAGCAGGAGCUGGCAGCCAGCUAAUCACUUUAAUGUAGCAACAGAAGAGUUUUAAAUUGCAGAUCAGAUCAACUCAAACUCUGUAUGCAAAUAGAAUAAGAAAACAUCUUAACAGUGGACUAGAAUAUUUGUCUAUCUUGUUAUAUUUAAAUAUUUUACACGAGCAUUAGGAACGUAAAUACUGAGCUUUCUCUGCAUUCAUGCUGUGCUGCAAAUCCUUCAUGUGUGCACGUUAUGCAUGUUGUCUUAUUCCUGAACUAUGUAAAUCCUGUUUUGAG
Trichomycterus rosablanca is the source of this 3395-nucleotide messenger RNA. It is a transcript of the gene kif5ab, whose product is annotated as kinesin family member 5A, b. Lineage: Eukaryota; Metazoa; Chordata; Actinopteri; Siluriformes; Trichomycteridae. Bases 55 to 3141 code for a protein of 1028 amino acids. The record is from RefSeq and is a predicted model, not a curated record. The transcript has 28 exons. Gene Ontology annotation, cellular component: microtubule. Gene Ontology annotation, molecular function: ATP binding; microtubule motor activity; microtubule binding. Gene Ontology annotation, biological process: mitotic cell cycle; microtubule-based movement.